Papilio machaon (common yellow swallowtail) is the source of this 696-nucleotide messenger RNA. It is a transcript of the gene mRpL30, whose product is annotated as 39S ribosomal protein L30, mitochondrial. NCBI's taxonomy places the organism in Eukaryota, Metazoa, Arthropoda, Insecta, Lepidoptera, Papilionidae. Gene Ontology annotation, biological process: translation. The record is from RefSeq and is a predicted model, not a curated record. Gene Ontology annotation, cellular component: large ribosomal subunit; mitochondrion. The transcript is spliced from 3 exons. Gene Ontology annotation, molecular function: structural constituent of ribosome. The coding region runs from base 78 to 617 and encodes 179 amino acids.
CAAUUUACUAAUAAUAAAGCAACAAAGCAGUGUAAUUUUUGUUACGAAUACUAUUUGACUCUAAAUUCAUAUACAACAUGGAUCGGCAGUUAUUGAAAGUAUUAAAUCCCGUAUUUACUUCAUUUUCUCGUACGAAAAGUUUUAAAGCUCAUGGUGGUGUACGAUACCCUGGAGGUAUUGUUUAUUACCCAAGAUCUCCCGAUCACAAGGACCCUGAAUAUACACCAUCUAAAUUGUUUAGGGUAGAACGUAUUCGUCCGGUUAAAAAUAAUCCAUGGUGGCAAAAACUUAUUUUAAAAGAACUUAAAAUUGAUGAAGAAAAUCGUGUAACAGUUGUUAAAAAUAUACCUGAAAUUAACAGUCGAUUAUGGAAAAUCAAACAUCUAAUUAAAUUGACACCAAUAACUUUUCCUUAUGGUGAGCCAAGUGAAGAGGACAUAAACCAUACAAUCCUAAAAGAAAAUGGCCAGUGUAUUGUAACAAAAACUUUGGCUCCACAUCCAACCCAAAUUGAAGCAUUGGAGAAGUUUGAUAAUGACAAAAAUAAAAUGGAUUCAACUACAAUAAAAAAAGAUUCAAGAUAUAAGUGGAACAAUGCCUAUGGAGGGGGAUUUUAACAUAGAAGUUGAUGAUUUAUCCUUUAGUUUUAGUACAAAUAAAACAGUACAAUAUUAAAUCAUAGUUUUCUAAUACCAU